AUGGACGAGGGAUUCCAGGGCAUUGCUGGAGAGCCAGGUCCAGAUGGCCCCUCAGGACCUCCGGGCCCACCUGGACGGAUAGGACCAACAGGUAUCCCUGGGCCUCUGGGAGAGAGGGGCUUCACUGGGAAGGAAGGUGUGGAGGGCCCACAGGGCUCAGUAGGCACAUAUGGUUUCCCGGGUAACGUGGGAAUGCGUGGUACAACAGCUCACAUGGGAGAGAGGGGAGAGACCGGCGUGAGAGGCCUGCCUGGUCCUUCUGGGAAGGCUGGACCUCCAGGUUUAUCAGGACCUCCUGGGGAGAGAGGCCKUCCAGGACCUCAGUCCAUGCUUUUCCUCCUUAAUGAUCUCUCUUGGUUUUCUCGUCAGGGUCGGKUGGGGGAUCUGGGACCCACAGGGUCAGGGGGCCUACAGGGACCCCCGGGUCUGCAGGGUUCAGAUGGAGGGACAGGGAAGCCGGGGCCCAGGGGAAGCAGAGGGCCUCCGGGGACACAAGGUCCUGACGGACCAGCAGGAACCUCAGGAAUUUCAGGUGCUGGUGGACUCAUAGGACCAGCAGGGGAAAGAGGAGAAAUGGGUAUGCUGGGACCUCAUGGGGAUCUUGGUCCUCCUGGACUGGAUGGGGAACAGGGUACUCCUGGCCAAUCAGGGUUGGAGGGGCCACCAGGAACGAAAGGGGAACAGGGGGACCUAGGGCCUUGUGGGAAGUUUGGUCCUCCAGGGCAGCCUGGAGAUCGAGGCCUACAGGGGCUCAAAGGGUUGCAAGGCUCUCGUGGACAAAUGGGAAAAGAGGGUGAUGUUGGACCUACUGGCGAUGCUGGUGGUCCAGGUUUCAAAGGGGAGAAGGGUGAUGUGGGGCCUCUGGGGCCAACAGGGCGGAAUGGUCCAUGGGGGGCGCUGGGGGAGAAUGGGGAGAAGGGACCAAAAGGAGAAAAGGCCCACAUCGGACUUAUGGGUCAGCCAGGAUUUAUGGGAGGACUAGGACCUGCAGGCUUGUCAGGGCUACAGGGUAUCAUGGGCCUCAGGGGGCCUCCAGGGCCAGAUGGACCUGAAGGAGAGAAGGGCCAGUCUGGGUCUGGCGGAGCCAUCGGACGUCCUGGCAGAACAGGGCCUCCGGGGGUGGCUGGAGUCUCAGGGGUCAGAGGUGACCCAGGGAAGCCAAGAGCACAGGGUCCAGUUGGGAAGGUUGGGCCUGAGGGAGACUUGGGCCAUAAAGGUGAGCCAGGGCCAGACGGGGAAAAAGGGGAGCCAGGGGGAUCAGGCGAGCCAGGAGAACAGGGGCUCGACGGUCUGCCAGGCAUCAGAGGGCCACCAGCACUUCCUGGUUUAGAGGGGCUACAGGGUGAGGUGGGAGCCCAGGGGCCAGAAGGUCCCGUUGGGGUGCUGGGUGUCAGGGGAAGCCAAGGACCUGAGGGACAACAGGGACUGAAAGGAGAGAAGGGAGAUGACGGCAGAGAUGGAUCACCUGGAAAGACAGGUCACAUCGGAAGGAGGGGGAAAAGAGGCAAGGCUGGAAUCAGGGGCACAAGAGGAGAGAGAGGACCAAAGGGGAAAAGGGGAAAUGUGGGAUUGAUUGGUCCUCCAGGAUGGGCAGGGUCUAUAGGAAUCCCAGGCUUGCGAGGAGACGGAGGGGAUCAGGGUGAUAAAGGGAGCAAGGGAGAGAAAGGGGACAUAGGGCCGCUCGGUCCACCAGGGGGUGAUGGCCUAAAGGGUAGUCAGAGUCCUGUUGGGGUGCCAGGACAGACAGGUCCAAAGGGAGAUCAGGGGAAUAUUGGACCUUCUGGGCCAAGAGGAACACCUGGGAUGCCAGGACUACCUGGUUUGUUUGGAGAAAAGGGUUUGAAAGGAUUUGAGGGAUAUCCUGGGCAACCUGGUAAGAGGGGCCUGCCGGGGGCACCUGGACUCCCAGGACUUCCAGGUCCUUCAGUGAAUAUGACCCUCACUCAACUCAAGGACCUGAUGUACCUGUCAGACAAGCCCAACUACCCCCUGAUCCAGACCCUYCUGGACUCUCUGCACCAGGACCUGAGGCUGCUGCUGGACCCACCUGACGGCAGCAAGGAGCACCCUGCCACCACCUGCCUGGAGCUGUGGCUCUGCCACCCUGAUUACACUAGUGGGAUGUAUUACAUUGAUCCUAACCAGGGCAGCCCUGCUGAUGCUCUCCUGGCCUACUGCAACUUCUCUGGCACAGCCGCACACACCUGCCUUCACCCCAGAGACGCCCAGAUGCCCACGAAGGCCUGGCUUAUGGAUUCAGAGACAGACAGCUCAUUCCAAUGGCUCAGCAAGCAGGAACAAGGAUUUCAGUUCUAUUAUCCAGGGGCCAAUGUGGUCCAGAUGCGUUUCCUGAGGUUGCAGAGUUGGAGAGCCUUGCAGAAGAUCACCUACACCUGCCACCCGGGACACAGACUGGGCCACACAGACAGAGAGGUCAAGUUCCUGACAGACACAAGGAGACAGAGUUACUUAGGAGCUCUUAACGACUGCAUUCCGGGAGAAGAGGUGGACUCGCUGGAGCCGCGGGAGUCUGUGUUUGAAUUUGAGGACCURAACCUGCUUCCUGUGAGAGAUGUGGCUGUGUUCGGGGGCGGAAAUGUCACACGCGAGUUUGGCUUCACCAUCGGGCCCGUGUGUUUCAGCUAGAGAGGGAGACAUGGGGCCUAUAGGCUCAUUUCCCACCCCCUUGGACACACCGAGGGAGGAUAAGAGACUGUGUUCAGGACCCCAAGACAGCUAGAGAACAAGAAGACAAAGGGAAUCAAUCCCUCUGGCAUUUUGUGAUCACUCCUCUUUCCAUUUGAUAUUUUUGGUGGAGAUCAAUCAAUUCUCUAAUUGACUGUCUCCACAUAAAUUUCUCUUUGAGCGUGCAUCAAUUUCCAAAGUUCUUUUGGACAAUUGUGUUUUCGUUUACAGAGACGUUUAUCAUGUAAUGAAUAUAUAAUAUAAUGUUUUGAUUUCUAUAUAAAAUGGUUAUUUUGAAUCUUUUUCCAUUUGUUUUCACAGCAACAGUUUAUUAUGCUGUAAAGCUUUCCAUAAUAGCCAACGACCUAUUUUGUAUAUGAACAGUCCUAUGCCCUAAUGGUCUGUUUUGUAUCCGAUGCAGUGGAUUCAACCUCUCAACAAUGUGUUCCAUUUGGACACAGCUCACGUUGUCCUGUAGGUCAUCCCUGACCUACAAAGGUGCUCACUGACAAACCACUGCUUGUACUUCAGGAGCCAAGGAACUCGCUUUUGCGUUGUUGAACUUGUUUCUUUAGAUUAGAUAAUGACCAACCUGUUCUAAAACCCGGAUCUCUUGCAAUUAACUGAUUCCCUCCCUGUUGGCAGUGAUGGAAGCAACAAAAAAUAAUAUUUCAGCCAUCCUUGACAUUUGUACAGUUACUGGCCUAUUUUUUAUUUGUAAAAAACCAUUCUUGUGGUACAGUCUCAGGUGCAGUCUUGAUAUUCAACAUGGCACUGAAGCUGCUGUGCACACUACGUGAUGUAUAUUACGUGCAUUCAAAACAUAACUCAAUUGAAGUGCUAUAGAUCUAUUUCAGGUGUUCUAAUAAAGAGGCAUUAUGUUGGACUGCUGGCUCUCCCGCCCAAGCACUUUAGCACUGAGCAAUUGCUUUCCAAGUCAUCAUUUCAUUCAAUCAAUUAGCCUAAGUGAAGAAGCAGCAUACCCUGUCCCUGCAGCUGCUCAGCAAUGCCAGGAUUGCUCAAGAGGUGGGGGUUCAUUAUUGGCCUGUGUUCACAAAGUGUUUCAGACUAUGAGUGCUGAUCUCAGAUCAGUUUAGCCAGAUCAGUUUAGCAGUGCAUUUAAUUUUUUUUCCAUCAUAUUUUUCAUCAUAAAGCAAUUCACUAUUGUAGUCGUCUGUCUCUACAGAUGUAGGAUCUUAAUUUGAACACUCUUUUGUUGCUGAAAAUUUGCAAACCUAUAGUGUAUUAAUGUCCAUUAAUUAUAAUCCACAUAACAAUUCACAUUUCAUGUUGCUGCAGGAUUAUUUUCCUCCUGUAGCUA
Molecule: messenger RNA, 4006 nt
Organism: Salvelinus sp. IW2-2015
Lineage: Eukaryota; Metazoa; Chordata; Actinopteri; Salmoniformes; Salmonidae
Source: RefSeq, a predicted model, not a curated record